AUGGCCGGCUCGUCAUUGACGCCUAUCGCGCCGGAUUUGGUGAUGCACAGUCCGCACGUCCCACGCGAGGCUGGCGGCGCUGGCGCCGGCGGUGAGACGUAUCGACCACGCGCGAGUGUCGUGGAAAUGAUCAAUGGCCACGAACAGCAGGUAUACCUGGUAAGCGAUGACGAGGACGAUGAUCAAGACGGGCCACCCCCCGCCUCACCCCUAGCACAGCCGCUCACCGCGCCACGCCCAACGACGAUGACGACGACAGGCAAACGCAAAGCGCAGGCGCCGUGGGAGUUCACGGCCACCUCUGCCGUAGACGAGGGCCCGGCGAAACGACGGCGGCAUGAUCCCCCGUCGUCCAUGGCGCUCUCUACGCCCGUGACACCGCAUCUACACCACCCUGCCCUGCACCAACCCCCGCCUUCGCAUUAUCACAUGCCAACCAUGAACGAGCCGGCAGCCGCGGCCUCUAUAUACCCCAUUCCAGAGACCCUUUUGUCGCCCUAUGCCAAGUCGCAAUCGUCGUACGCGGCCGCCGAGGCAUGGCGUCCCUCGUUUGCGUCAUCCACAACAACGACGACUGUGCCUCGCGUUGAGCAUGUGCCCUUGGAUGACAAGGAUGGGCAUAUUAUCGUACGUGAGGGCGACUACAUCACACCACGCUACCAAAUCCGCCGUUUGCUGGGCCAAGGCACUUUUGGGAAGGUCGUGCAGUGCUACGAUCGCAAGCAGCAUCGUGAUGUGGCGAUCAAAGUGAUUCGUGCGAUCCAGAAGUAUCGCGAUGCCAGUCAGAUUGAGAUUCGGGUGCUCAAGUGCUUGCGCCAGAACGAUCCGAGCAACAAGUACCGGUGCGUGCAGCUCCUAGAGACACUCGACUUCCGCAACCAUGUAUGCAUUGUGUCUGAUCUUCUGGAUCGCAGCGUAUUUGAUUUCCUGAAGGACAACAAGUUCCAGCCGUUCCCCUGCCGCGAUAUUUGGUCGUUUGCACACCAACUGUUGAAGAGCGUGGCUUUCUUGCACCGUCUUUCGCUGAUCCAUACGGAUCUCAAGCCCGAAAACGUCUUGUUGGUGGACUCUGCCUUUGACGUCGUACCUACGUCGCGGCGGUCCAAUGCACGCAAGAAACGCGUGCUCCGAAACUCGGAGAUCCGCCUGAUUGAUUUCGGCAGCGCUACCUUCAGCGACGAGUACCAUUCUGGGGUCGUAUCGACCCGGCAUUACCGCGCCCCUGAAAUUAUUCUCGGAAUGGGAUGGUCGUUCCCUUGCGACGUGUGGUCCAUUGGAUGCAUCCUCGUAGAGUUCUACACGGGGGAAGCCCUCUUCCAAACACACGACAAUCUGGAGCAUUUGGCCAUGAUGGAAAUGGUGCUGGGCAAGCUGCCUGACGAUUACCGACGCAAGGCGGAGACAUACAAGCCCGAUUACUUUAUGCAUGGACGCUUGGACUACCCGCGCCACGAUACGACCAAGCAGAGUCGCCGAUACGUUCAAAGCAUGAAGCCAUUGGCGGAUAUUGUGGCAGGGCCCUCUGCGUACGCCAAGCAUGCCCGGGAAUUUGUGUCGCUGUUGCGGCGCUUGUUGGAAUACGACCCUGCGAAGCGCAUUACUGUGCAAGAAGCUUUGGAACAUCCCUACUUUAUGUUACAACCCCACGAAUUGCCACCCUGA
Messenger RNA from Malassezia pachydermatis, 1662 nucleotides. RefSeq names its product cmgc clk protein kinase. Lineage: Eukaryota; Fungi; Basidiomycota; Malasseziomycetes; Malasseziales; Malasseziaceae. Bases 1 to 1662 code for a protein of 553 amino acids. The transcript has a single exon. Gene Ontology annotation, cellular component: nucleus. The record is from RefSeq and is a predicted model, not a curated record. Gene Ontology annotation, biological process: protein phosphorylation. Gene Ontology annotation, molecular function: protein kinase activity; ATP binding.